Entrophospora candida is the source of this 200-nucleotide messenger RNA. The record is from the annotation of a GenBank genome assembly. Lineage: Eukaryota; Fungi; Glomeromycota; Glomeromycetes; Entrophosporales; Entrophosporaceae.
AUGUCAAAUGAUCAAUCAACAAUCAAUACCUUGAGAGAAUUAAACUCUAGGCUUGCAUCUGAGAUUACUGAACUUGGAAAAGAAAAUGUUAAUAUUAAGGCUGAAAAUAUAAAAUUAAAACAAGCUAUAGAAGAAAAUGCAAUGCUCAAGAUUAGAUUUGAAGAACUAGAAAAGAAAAAUAAAAAACAGAUAACCACUUC